Cyprinodon variegatus (sheepshead minnow) is the source of this 675-nucleotide messenger RNA. RefSeq names its product predicted GPI-anchored protein 58. NCBI's taxonomy places the organism in Eukaryota, Metazoa, Chordata, Actinopteri, Cyprinodontiformes, Cyprinodontidae. The transcript has a single exon. The coding region runs from base 1 to 675 and encodes 224 amino acids. The record is from RefSeq and is a predicted model, not a curated record.
AUGAGGGACACUACACAGAGCCUAUGGCCCCCAGCUCCUCAUGAGGCUCCUGCUGCAGCCACUAUAGCCCCUGCUUCCACAGGAUCCAAGCCUGCUCAGCCCAGCAGGGAGAGGGAGACCAUGCAGAGCCCGGGGCCCUCAGAUCCUCACUCAGCCCCUGCUGCAGCCACUAAAGCCCCUGCAUCCACAAGAUCCAGGCCUGCUCAGCCCAGCAGGGAGAGGGAGACCACGCAGAGCCCGGGGCCCUCAGAUCCUCACUCAGCCCCUGCUGCAGCCACUAAAGCCCCUGCUCCCACAGGAUCCAAGCCUGCUCAGCCCAGCAGGAAGAGGGAGACCACGCAGAGCCCGGGGCCCUCAGAUCCUCACUCAGCCCCUGCUGCAGCCACUAAAGCCCCUGCAUCCACAAGAUCCAGGCCUGCUCAGCCCAGCAGGGUGAGGGAGACCACGCAGAGCCCGGGGCCCUCAAAUCCUCACUCAGCCCCUGCUGCAGCCAUCAACGCUCCUGCUUCCACAAGGCUGCUGGCUUCCGGUUUAAGCCCUAUGUUCCAGCCUCUAAUUUCCGUUUUAAGCCCUAUUCCUCCACACCUCCACCCACGACACCUGAUCCUGCUGAACCCAGCAGGGAACCCCAUUAGAUCUCUCCUGGGAGGGGAGGAUGACAGAGACACGGGGUGA